AUGUCUUUCCGCGGUGGUGGUGGCUUCAGAGGUGGACGCGGCGGUGGUGGUUUCGGUGGAUCCCGUGGAGGUCGCGGCGGUUUCGCUCCCCAGGGUCCUCCCGACCAGGUCUACGAGAUGGGCACUUUCAUGCACGCUUCCGAGGGCGAGAUGGUCUGCACUUCGACCAACACAAAGAUCCCCUACUUCAACGCCCCUAUCUACCUUGAGAACAAGACUGCUGUCGGCAAGGUCGACGAGAUCCUCGGCCCCAUCAACCAGGUCUACUUCACCAUCAAGCCCCAGGAGGGUAUCGUCGCAACUUCCUUCAAGAACGGCGACAAGUUCUACAUUGGCGGCGACAAGCUCCUUCCCCCUCGAGAGCCCAAGCCCGCUCCCGGUGCUCCUAAGGUCAAGAAGCCCGCUGGCCGUGGCGGUGCCCGUGGUGGAUUCGCCGGACGCGGCGGUCCUCGCGGUGGAUCAAGAGGCGGAUUCGGUGGCCGUGGUGGUUCAAGCUUUGGUGGCCGUGGUGGUGCUCGCGGCGGUUCAAGAGGCGGUUUCCAGUCCCGUGGAGGUUCUGGAGGUUUCGGAGGACGUGGUGGAAGCCGUGGUGGCCGUGGUCGCGGUGGUUACUAA
Aureobasidium musti is the source of this 615-nucleotide messenger RNA. The record is from the annotation of a GenBank genome assembly. NCBI's taxonomy places the organism in Eukaryota, Fungi, Ascomycota, Dothideomycetes, Dothideales, Saccotheciaceae.